CCAACGGUUAAAUAGCUAUCCUUAAAUCUGCAACAACCAACAUGCGUUGUUCACUGUAGAACAAACGUUGUAAGUUGCAACCCUCUCAAAAACAUCAGAACCAAACAACAUACUUUCCGGCCACUUUAAUUUUCAAAAAAACUAACGUGAUGUUAGAUCUUAAUCUAAGUAUUGGGUUACUGUCUGAUUCCAUCACUUCAAACUCUUGUACCGGGAACGUUGAGGCGUCGAGUAACACCCGCGACGAUGAACACUCGUACUACUGCCCGAAUGUUGCGUAUCGGUUCGAUAUACUAAAAAGGAAUGACCCGGAAAAUUUUCAAGAGAAAGGGUCUAGUAGUGUUGCAAUGAAGCAAGUUUUUGUUGCGGAUGGGGGCUUUAUUCCGCACCGUUGGGUGGAUAAAGGUCGCGAAGAUCGAGUAUUCGUGCUAAGGCAAAAUCUCCACCAGCAGCAACAACAACAACAGCAUAUACAGCAGGUGAAGAGGAGUAGGAGGGGACCGCGGUCUAGAAGCUCGCAGUAUCGCGGUGUGACGUUUUAUCGAAGAACUGGAAGAUGGGAAUCACAUAUUUGGGAUUGUGGGAAACAAGUGUAUCUAGGUGGAUUUGAUACUGCACAUGCUGCUGCUAGGGCAUAUGAUCGCGGUGCUAUAAAAUUUCGAGGACUUGACGCUGAUAUUAACUUUAAUAUUAGUGAUUAUGAGGAAGAAUUUGAUCAGAUGAAAAACUUGACGAAAGAAGAGUUUGUGCAUCUUCUUCGACGUCAAAGCACAGGAUUCUCUAGAGGAAGCUCUAAAUAUCGAGGGGUUACUUUGCACAAAUGUGGUCGAUGGGAGGCCCGAAUGGGGCAAUUUCUAGGAAAGAAGUACAUCUAUCUUGGCUUGUUUGACAGUGAAAUUGAAGCUGCAAGGGCAUAUGACAAGGCAGCAAUAAAAUGCAACGGGAGAGAAGCGAUCACCAACUUUGAUCCCAACUCAUAUGAAGCCGAGCUAAGAAGUGAAAACAUCCAAUCUAUGGAUUUGAACUUGGGUAUUGCUCCCCCAUCUUUAACAGGAGGUAUUCAAGUAAAUGACAUCUUAGGAGACAUGUCUUCUCAGGCUGCAAGAUCUAUGGGAACACCAAACGCUCCUCCGUGUUGGGCGGUAUGGGGUGGAGCUACUGCAGCAUCAUCAGGAUUCGGUAAUUCAUCGUCGCCUGUUGCUGCUUACUAUCACUACAAUGCCACCAUGAUCCCGCCGUACUAUUGUAAGAGCUGAAAGUACAAGUAGAGGAAGCACACCCAUGACACAUCACCUUCACUUGUUUUCGUAGAGGAAGAGAUUGCAACAUUUUCUUGAUAAUGUGGAUUGAUAUAUGUUUACUCUUAUGUCAGUGUAAUAUUUCCUAGAGAAAUCAAUUGGGACAAGUUAUUUACUA
Messenger RNA from Helianthus annuus (common sunflower), 1416 nucleotides. Its product is annotated as APETALA2-like protein 1. Gene Ontology annotation, molecular function: DNA binding; DNA-binding transcription factor activity. The record is from RefSeq and is a predicted model, not a curated record. Bases 150 to 1256 code for a protein of 368 amino acids. Gene Ontology annotation, biological process: regulation of DNA-templated transcription. The transcript has 10 exons. Lineage: Eukaryota; Viridiplantae; Streptophyta; Magnoliopsida; Asterales; Asteraceae.